AUGGAGGUAAAGACUACAGUCCUGGAGGUAAAGACUACAGUCCUGGAGGUAAAGACUACAGUCCUGGAGGUAAAGACUACAGUCAUGGAGGUAAAGACUACAGUCAUGGAGGUAAAGACUACAGUCAUGGAGGUAAAGACUACAGUCAUGGAGGUAAAGACUACAGUCCUGGAGGUAAAGACUACAGUCAUGGAGGUAAAGACUACAGUCAUGGAGGUAAAGACUACAGUCAUGGAGGUAAAGACUACAGUCAUGGAGGUAAAGACUACAGUCAUGGAGGUAAAGACUACAGUCAUGGAGGUAAAGACUACAGCCAUGGAGGUAAAGACUACAGUCAUGGAGGUAAAGACUACAGCCAUGGAGCUCCGGCUCAACAUCCUCUGA
Messenger RNA from Knipowitschia caucasica, 384 nucleotides. NCBI's taxonomy places the organism in Eukaryota, Metazoa, Chordata, Actinopteri, Gobiiformes, Gobiidae. The record is from the annotation of a GenBank genome assembly.